AUGGCAACGAGCGAGCUGCCGUCGGAGUCGGACGCGUUCGCCUUCCCGUGCCGCGACGACGACGGGACGUCGACGGCGCUGUCGCCGCCGGUCGUGAUCUCGGUGCUCGCGUCCAUCCUGGAGCGGCACAUCGCCCGCAACGAGCGGGCCCUGGCGGCCGCCGCGGCACCGGGAGACGACGCCGACGGCUCUGAAUCGGCGGCAGCGGCGACGAGGAAGAGGGUGCGGGCGUUCGACAGCGGCACGGUGCUGGACAUGAGUCUGCACGCGUUCCUGGAGCGCUUCUCCCGGUACGCGCACGUCCCGCCGCAGGUGUACGUGGUGGCGUACGCGUACCUGGACCGGCUCCGGCGCCUAGGCGGCGCCGGCGUGCGCGUCGUCCGCGCCAACGCGCAGCGCCUGCUGACCACGGCCAUCCUCGUCGCGUCCAAGUUCGUCGAGGACCGCAACUACAGCAACUCCCACUUCGCGGCGGUGGGCGGGCUGGCGCCCGCGGAGCUGGGCGCGCUGGAGCUCGGCUUCCUGUUCCUGUUGCAGUUCAGGCUCAACAUCUGCACUAGUUUGUUCCGGAGCUACUGCCGACACCUGGAGCGGGAGGUGAGCCACGGCGGCUGGUACUACCGCGUCCAGAGGCCGCCGCUCGACAGGGCGCUCGUCGUCUACGCCGGAGAAGCGCGGGCGCAGCACCGCCAGGCAGAGGCAGCGUAG
Messenger RNA from Miscanthus lutarioriparius, 708 nucleotides. NCBI's taxonomy places the organism in Eukaryota, Viridiplantae, Streptophyta, Magnoliopsida, Poales, Poaceae. The record is from the annotation of a GenBank genome assembly.